Molecule: messenger RNA, 1023 nt
Organism: Otolemur garnettii (small-eared galago)
Lineage: Eukaryota; Metazoa; Chordata; Mammalia; Primates; Galagidae
Gene: KDELR3
Product: KDEL endoplasmic reticulum protein retention receptor 3
Exons: 5
Coding region: 124-768 (214 amino acids)
Biological process (GO): endoplasmic reticulum to Golgi vesicle-mediated transport; protein retention in ER lumen
Cellular component (GO): cis-Golgi network; endoplasmic reticulum; membrane
Molecular function (GO): ER lumen protein retrieval receptor activity
Source: RefSeq, a predicted model, not a curated record
GUGCGCUGGAGGAGCGCGGCGGCCGAAGGCGCGGGCAGGGCCGGGGACGUGGUAGCCACCCCGGCCACCAGAAAGUUUCCUGGAAGUUUGCUGGGCGUCGGCGCCACACCGACUGACAGGAUCAUGAACGUGUUCCGAAUCCUCGGCGACCUGAGCCACCUCCUGGCCAUGAUCUUGCUCCUGGGGAAGAUAUGGAGGUCCAAGUGCUGCACCGGCAUCUCUGGGAAAAGCCAGAUCCUUUUCGCUCUGGUCUUCACCACUAGGUACCUGGACCUGUUCACCAACUUCAUCUCCAUCUACAACACUGUGAUGAAGGUGGUUUUUCUCCUCUGUGCCUAUGUCACAGUGUACAUGAUCUACGGGAAAUUUCGGAAAACUUUUGACAGUGAGAAUGAUACAUUCCGCUUGGAGUUUCUUCUGGUCCCAGUCGUUGGCCUUUCCUUCCUUGAGAACUACAGUUUCACUCCCCUGGAGAUCCUCUGGACUUUCUCCAUCUACCUGGAGUCAGUAGCCAUCCUACCCCAGCUCUUCAUGAUCAGCAAAACUGGAGAGGCCGAGACCAUUACGACUCACUAUCUGUUCUUCCUGGGUCUGUACCGGGCUCUCUAUCUGGCUAACUGGAUCAGGCGGUACCAGACUGAGAAUUUCUAUGACCAAAUUGCAGUGGUGUCUGGAGUAGUACAGACCAUCUUCUACUGUGACUUCUUCUACUUGUAUGUGACCAAAGUCCUUAAAGGAAAGAAGUUAAGUCUUCCAAUGCCAAUUUGAGGGUUCCUGGAGAUCUCUAUAGUCAAGGACAUGAAUUGCAAACUAUUUUCAAAGUUCUCCUUGGCAACUUAUCCAUGACUUGAAUCAAACGUUAAAGCUAGAAAAAAUGCUUAGUGUGGAUUUCAACAAAGCACUGAUCGUUUUCUCUGUAAGAUCUUCUUGUCAAUAGGAUCUCCCUUAAAUACCCAUUAUAGAGAUAAUUAAGAGCUGGGCCCACCGUGCAACUGGAACAAGCAGUCUUAAGGUGACUUCUCA